GUGUGUGUUGUGUGUGUCGUGUGUGUUUCAGGUAUCGGCGACUGCUGAGGAAGCCUCUGUUUUUCCCUGAUGAAGCCACAGUCGACACGGAGCCGCUGUUUGAAACGAUGGAAGGAAAGAUGGGCGAGUUCAUUGCUGAGUUGCGGCAGCACACCGACACACUCCUCAGCACCGUCUGUGAAUUUGAGGGAAGAGAUGCUGAGGAGGAGGAGGAGGAUGAAGAUGAUGAAGAGGAGGAUGAAGAUGAGGAAGACGAGGAGGAGGGUGAGGAGGAGAUGAGGAGUGAGGAAGAAGAGCAGCAGAACCUCACUGACUCUGGAGAUGAAGAAUAUUCACCGGAGGAGGAAGAGGAUGAGGAAGACUAGCAGAAGAGGAUCUGCUCUUGAGCUCCUGGAGCCGAAGUCUUCAUCUGAAGCAGAACGAGCCGUGUCUCCUGAGAUCUCACAGACAGAGUUCAUGAUGCACGGCACUGUGUGAGAGUCUGCGUUCAUUCCUGGAUAAAGAAGGGUUUAAACAGACACCGAUUGUUCAAUUACACAAAAUAUCACGUCCACGAAGUGACUCUGUGUCACACUCGAGAUUAACCUGAGGAUGAGAACGGUUUUCUGUGAUGUGAACAGACUCUAUAACACUAUUUAUUUGAUCGAGGGGGGAUAAUAAUAACAAUAAUCAUUCAUUAAUCAAUUAAACAAUCCAUUCAGGCAUGUUUAAAGCUCAGGGUACAUUAAUGUCAGUUUGGGACGGGCUCCAUUUGCACUUUUCCCCAAGCUCCAGUAUAUUCAGCUUUUUCUGUCAAGAUGAUGAUGAUGGGAGGGAAAAAAGAAGAAAUUGUGCUGGAAAAUAUAUAAUAAAAUAUAGUUUCAUAACUUACAAAAAUCAACCGUUUGGUGGCCAAAUCAUUUAUUAUCUUUAUUUUGUGUUUUUAUUAACAUCUAAAUAUCUGCAAAGACUCAAGCAAAAAACAAAAAAAAGGAUUGCUUUGAGUUUAAGCGAAAUACAAGAAUAUGAAACAAAAGCAACGAUUCAAACCCAGAGCUGGUGCUCGCACUUCAUGAAUAUAAGAACACAGAAAUACAGCACUAACACAGGCUAGAUACACAAUAAAUGAAGAAGAAAACACAAGCUCAUAAAGAAGAUGAAGAAAAGCUGACAAACGUAGCAUGCCUUUUAUUCAGUUUUAAGUCCUGAAUAUAUUUAUUUAUCCUGAAUAUAUUCUCCAAAAUAUGAAUAACCUCUCAUCUGAGGUACAGUAAUAAGCUGGGAAAUAUUUAGAGCAGUUUUUAUCGUCUCUGUAUUCAGUCAUCUUCUUCUGGGAGGAUAAUAACCUCAUGCUCCACACUAAUAAACUAUAACAGAUUACAUACAGUCCGAGACACAGCUUUGAGUUCACUUGUAAAGUUAAAUAAAAGCCCAAAUGCAAUGUGUUUAAUGAGUUUGUAAACACUAUCACACACAUUAUAGAAGCGCGUUUAUCAAAUACGCGAGU
Molecule: messenger RNA, 1486 nt
Organism: Sinocyclocheilus grahami
Lineage: Eukaryota; Metazoa; Chordata; Actinopteri; Cypriniformes; Cyprinidae
Product: histone H3.v1-like
Exons: 2
Coding region: 108-365 (85 amino acids)
Source: RefSeq, a predicted model, not a curated record